Molecule: messenger RNA, 1458 nt
Organism: Populus trichocarpa (black cottonwood)
Lineage: Eukaryota; Viridiplantae; Streptophyta; Magnoliopsida; Malpighiales; Salicaceae
Product: OVARIAN TUMOR DOMAIN-containing deubiquitinating enzyme 4
Exons: 6
Coding region: 306-1334 (342 amino acids)
Biological process (GO): endoplasmic reticulum unfolded protein response; protein deubiquitination
Cellular component (GO): cytosol; nucleus
Molecular function (GO): cysteine-type deubiquitinase activity
Source: RefSeq, a predicted model, not a curated record
AAGGAGAGAGUCAGCCAACCUCGAACGACUACACGACACGUCGUAUCUAAAACCACUAUACAGCAAGAAAACGGUAACAAAUAUUCCAAGUCUGAAAACUGAAAGAAACGACUUGUCGUUUCCUAUCCGAACCAGAACGAAAGCAAAGCUGUGGCCUGUGGGACAGACGAGACAAGCUUCUAGUUCACCGAACCGAAGAAGCAUUAACAAAAAAUGGGCAGCUUAUUCAACAAAACAAACAUUCAUCGCUAAGCUUCUCCUUUUUAUAGCUUGUUGUUUUCCUGGUUAAAGCAGGCUAUGCCAGCAUGAUUGUUUGCUCUCCCAUUAGUACAUGUGUGAAGAAUGUUGUCCACCUGAGUAGCCGUGUUCAACAAAUGGGCAGCACUAUCUUGAAUGUGGUAUCUGGAGGACAAACCACUUCUUGCUGUUUUUCUUCGUACCCUGGUCUUUCCAGGUCAAGUUAUUCUCGUUUGUCUGUCUCAAAGACAUUCUCUUGUCCAUCAAUUAGCUAUCAAACGAUACAGAGCAACUGUUUUGGAUCUGUUUUGACCAAGCAAAGGGCUGAUUUGCAAUCAUUUUCUGUAAAAGGUGUAGUUAGAUCUAGAGGUCCUCUGAAGAGACAAUUCAAUAUUUCAUUGCCAUGCCAAAUCAUGAAUCUGAGGUUUUCAGUUUCAAAACAAGGAGUUCUAUCCAAAAUCAAUGAUAAUACAGGAUCUAUUUCUUGGUCACAAGGAUAUCCCACCACUGGCAUAAUUUUUGGACUUCUGGUUUGUUAUUCAAGUUCUGAGCCAACACACGCUGAAGCAGCUACACACAAGAAUGAAGAGGAGGACAAUUGCAAUUUAUCAGAUAUUAAAUUCUCACACGGGAAGGAAGUUUACAGAGACUACUCCAUUAUUGGAAUACCAGGAGAUGGUAGAUGUUUGUUCCGCUCUGUGGCUCACGGGGCUUGUAUACGGUCUGGGAAACCAGCUCCAAGUGAAAACCUUCAGAGAGAAUUAGCAGAUGACUUGCGUUCUAAAGUUGCUGACGAGUUUAUCAAGAGAAGGGAGGAGACAGAAUGGUUUAUAGAAGGCAAUUUUGACACCUAUGUGUCAAGAAUCAGGAAGCCACAUGUGUGGGGCGGUGAGCCUGAGUUGUUGAUGGCUUCUCAUGUUCUCAAGAUGCCAAUCACUGUGUACAUGGAUGACAAAAAUUCUGGGGGCUUGAUAUCCAUUGCAGAGUAUGGUCAGGAGUACGGGAAGGAAGAUCCAAUUAGGAUUAUAUAUCAUGGUUUUGGCCAUUAUGAUGCCUUACAGUUUCCAAGAACCAGAGGUGGUAAAUCAAAACUUUAAUAUUCCUAUAACACCGAAACUGAAAAGAAAAUCAUGAUAUAGGCAUGUAAUUGUGUCCUUUUCUCUUAUGUUGCAUACUAUGAUGAUUUUCACAUAACCGAUAGCCUUCCUACAUUUCAUACAA